Molecule: messenger RNA, 3465 nt
Organism: Diaporthe citri
Lineage: Eukaryota; Fungi; Ascomycota; Sordariomycetes; Diaporthales; Diaporthaceae
Exons: 4
Coding region: 1-3465 (1154 amino acids)
Biological process (GO): regulation of transcription by RNA polymerase II
Cellular component (GO): transcription regulator complex
Molecular function (GO): DNA-binding transcription factor activity, RNA polymerase II-specific; RNA polymerase II cis-regulatory region sequence-specific DNA binding
Source: RefSeq, a predicted model, not a curated record
AUGCUGGGUUCUCUGGACGCCCACCGCGCCGUGCUGCCCUCCCAGAGACCACCCUCGCCACCCUCUCACCCUCACUCCCACCAGCCCAUGCCCGAUUAUGUCCAUCACGACACCGUCGGGCCGUCCCCUUACGAGGACGUCAGCAACAGCAACAACACCAGCAGCAGUAACAGCAACACCAGGGGCGACUAUCUCGCCCGCGUCGGCGGCAGGGAGCCCCUGCAGGAGUCGACGGGCAACGUCCAGCACCACCAACACCACCACUAUCCCUACGGCCAGCGCGCCCUGCCCUCCCUGUCAGCAGCCUCGUCCGCCUCGUGCACCCCGGUCCUGAGCCACACCCUGUCCGCAAUCCCCGCGCCCCCGAUCCUGCCGACGCAGGCGCUCGGGUCCACGGGCGUGGUGGUGCCGUCGUCGUCCACUGCGUCACAACAACAGCAGGACCAGCACCACCAAGGCAGCGGCAACGGUGUCGUUGGUGGCGGGUCCGCCGCGCUGGCGGCGGCAGCAGCCGCGGCCGCGGCCAGCGGGACGUCCGCGCUCAGGCUCCGGCGGCACCAGCUCAGCCUGCAGCGGCAGAGCCGGCACAGCAAGAACCCCAUCUACCUGUCGCACGAGUUCUGCCAGUACCGCGUCAAGCAGAAGGACAAGGACCAGCAGAAGUGGCCGGACAUCCUCGAGGAUGCCUUUCUUGACGCCCUGCUCCUGAUAGUCCACAUGGGCCGGCGCAAGUACCACAUGCACGGCAAGCAGCACGGGCGCAACAUGCUUAUCUGCGAGUACAUCUGGAUCGCGUGGAAGCAGCAGACCCUCCCCCCCGGCGCCCCGGCCCCGCCCCAGUACACCAUGCAGGAGGUCAAGCCCUGCCAGUGCAAGCCGCCCAAGAAGCCGCACCGCGACGACGAGCAGUGCUGGGUCAAGGUCAAGCACGACUGGUACCGCGAGCGCAAGCAGGUCUCGAGCCACAUCCAGGUCAUCAAGAACUUCUUCCGGUUCCACCCGGCGUACCACUUCUUCUUCUCCAAGGGCUCCGAGGAGAGCGGCAAGGACAAGAAAAAGUCCAGCCCGGGGCGGUGGUACAAGGAGAACACGGACCAGAAGUCGUUCAAGGACGACCCGGUGCUCAACGCGCUCAAGGAGGACCGGCUUCCCGACGUGCGGCCCAACUACGAGUACUUCGGGCAGCUGCUCAACAUGAACCACCACGUGCAGGUCAGCCCGUCCAUGUGCUGGCUGUACCUGUCCAACGACCUGAUCCGGGACCAGUCGUCGACCGAGACGCGCUUCUACACGGACGAGGACGGCGUCAAGCGCGAGGAGGAGGUCAUCAAGGUCAAGACGUACCACCCGGAGCAAGGCUUGCUGCCGCACUGGGACUUCCCGCACCGGUACGAGUUCACGAGCGGGCGCAAGGAGUGGGCCGCCCGCGACAAGGAGGACCGCAGCAUCCGCCAGACGUUCCUGCACGAGUACAACUGGGACAUGAAGCAGACCGAGUCGAGCUCCGUGCGCGAGGUGUGCGACGAGUGGGAGGUCGACCACCCGGAGCUGCACGCCAGCCUGCAGAGCGUCAUCGAGCACCACGACCUGCAGAACGCCCACCUGCACUCGGCCAGCCAGUGCGACAUCAUCCACAUGGACCUGACCCUCGACAUCCACGGCAUCACCAAGCUGACCAAGCUGCCCAAGGGGAGUGCCUUCCGGCCCCUCGUCAAGAUCACCGUCGCCCAGCAGGGCCUGCAGAACCACCACUGGUGCGUGCGCACGCGGCUGGAGCGGCCCUCGGAGCUUUGCUCCAACGGCAGGGGGACGACCUUCAAGGACGACCUGGAGAUGGGGGAGCGCCGGAGGGGUAAUGUGUGGUCAGUUCCGUUCCCCGAGGUCCAGUGGGCCGAGGCAUUAGACCUGUGCGCGACCUAUCCACGGUAUUUCCUGCCGAAAGAGAAGAAGGCCUCGAGCGGAGGGGCGAAGAAGGACGAGGAUGAUACCAAGGAGGAGGAUGUCGUCACGCAGAUGGACCUGAUGAAGGCCACCGCCAUGUUCCAGGAACUGUGGUCCAGCCCGCCUGCGCCGCCUGGUGCGCCAGACCAGCUGAACUGGACGCGGCGUGCCGUGAUCCUCUGGACCUUCAACACGAUACACUUCUUUGACAAGGAGAAGAAGCUGUGCACGACGCCUGCCGGCACGAACUGGCGAUUUUUGACUGCCGUGGACCCCCUUUCGCCGAUGCAUCAGGAGAGGAUGCUCCUAAGUGGCAGCGCCGCUCAGAGAGGUGAUCGGGUAGUCAUGUCGCCGCCGCCCACGUACCAGCAGAUGCUUAACGCACAGAUGGCUGAGAACUUCAGCUCGGCCUGGACUGGUGGCAAUGUUCACUUGAACAUCCCGCAGGGCGGGACCCAGUCCAACCCUUCAUCGAUGCCCGUUUCUCCUAUGCCCUCAUACGGGCCUUCAAACCUGAGUCUCCAUGGGAAUUUCACCAAUGGCCUCGUCACCCCUCCGCCAUCCGCAGCACUCACAUCGUCAUAUGUAGCUGGUUUUGACGGCUCCUCGGGCAUCGGCGUGCACUCCCAGGACCUAGGAGGCCAGGCCUUGGGGUACAUGCCAACCACGACCUCGACCAAUACCGAGGCGAGCUUCAUGACAAGCGGGUCCUUCUCAACGGAGCCCUACAUCCCUUACAACACAGGCAACAGCAGCUUCUACGAGGAGCCAGAGGACGACGAGAGCGACACCACUCUCCCCGGGUGCGAAACCACCGACCUGUCCGGCCUGGCUCCACAGCAAUGGUCCAACAUGAAUAACACUGCUCACGCUGGCAACAAUGCGCUGACUCUUGACUGGAACCACCCGGACCUCACCAGCGGGCUGUCGAUGACAGUCAACGACGAGACGGGCCUGGGCGGUGAAGCGGGGACAAAUCCUCUCGAUGAUAGCGCGCGGCAAAUGCAGCACCCGUACGAUGCCUGCGCGCAAGUGGUGCGUUCCGAGGCGGGGAGGCAGAGCAGAGCGCAGUCCAGCGACCAAUACCUGGCCGGGCUGCAGCGGAUGCAGGGCAACCUCGACAGCAGGGACCGGCUUGAGCAGCACAGGCCUAAUGUCCCCGCUCACGACGACGACAUCUGGAACACGGCCGCGUCGACGCCCAACAACUGCGACGGGGGUCCGAUCGGCGGGGUUCAAGACGCCUCGGCGCAGUUCAGCCAGUCGACGACCGGAUGGGACGACAGCUUCGGCCAGUUCCACUCUCAACAGUCUCAGCAGCCGCAACAGCAUCGCCAUCAUAAUGACGGGCUAUCCCGGCCGGCCCCGGAGUAUCUGGGCGGGUCCAGCACCAGCGGCCUCAGCCCGCUGGUCAGCCGCAAACGCUCCAGGGAGGAGGCAGAAGGCGAUGAUGCGUACUCGCUGGGUUCGAUGGCAGGCUACGUACCCUCAGGGCACAAGAACCUCCGUUACCGCCUUGCUUAA